UCCCUACCAAAAUUUGUCUCCCAAGCCUUAAGGAAUUUCAUCUUGAUAGUACCAUUCCUUUUUCCAAUGAUUAUUCUACUAAAAGGCUGCUUUGUAACUGUCCAGUUCUUGAAGAUUUGGACUACAAGUUUGAAGAUGAGAAUUUCAAAUUCAUUGUUUCUCAUCCUACACUUAAGAGUCUUGCCUUAGAUUGCAUAGGCUUUGAAGGGUGGUCUGGAAGUUUUGAGAUCGUGAUUAAUGCCCCAAGUCUUGGCUACUUGGAAUACUUUGUACGUGAUGUAAACUCUCAUACAUUUGUAUAUGUGUAAUUUUUUUUAUUCUGAUUCUGUUUUUGAAGUCCAUGCCAAAGUUUGUCUCCCAAGCCUUAAGGAGCUUCAUACUGAUAGUGCCACUCCUUUUUCCAAUUAUGAUUUUGCUAAAAGGCCUGCUUUGUGACUGUCCAGUUCUUGAACAUUUGGACCACAAGUUUAAAGAUGAAAACUGCAAAUUUUAUUGUUUAUCAUCUUACAUUUAAGAGUCUUGCCUUAGAUUGCAUGAGUUUUAAAGGGUGGGUUGGAAGUUUUGAGAUCGUGAUUAAUGCCCCAAAUCUUGUUUA
This is a messenger RNA of Rubroshorea leprosula, 595 nucleotides long. NCBI's taxonomy places the organism in Eukaryota, Viridiplantae, Streptophyta, Magnoliopsida, Malvales, Dipterocarpaceae. The record is from the annotation of a GenBank genome assembly.